This is a messenger RNA of Peniophora sp. CBMAI 1063, 3981 nucleotides long. The record is from the annotation of a GenBank genome assembly. NCBI's taxonomy places the organism in Eukaryota, Fungi, Basidiomycota, Agaricomycetes, Russulales, Peniophoraceae.
AUGUCGGUCGACGGUCCUCUCCAUGAGAGGCUCUCACUCGACGUAAACAGCACCGCUUUCUCGACCCCAACACAAGUGCAGUCGAAGGGCUCUUUUGGGCUCGGGCAGCAGCAGGCUGCUCGCAAGAAUGAAGUGGCAGUGGUCGCUGCGGGGAGUGAAGACGACAAGCUGCCACCUGUUGGCUUCGCGCAAUUAUUUCGUUACUCUACGAAGACCGAAAUUGUCCUGGACGGCUUCGGUAUCGUUGCCGCUAUAGCUGCAGGCGCAGCCCAGCCGUUGAUGUCCCUUCUCUUCGGUAACUUGACGAACCAAUUCGUUCAGUUUGGUGCAAAGGUGGCUAGUCUGCAGAACGACCCGUCCAACACAACUCUUCGACAGCAACUAGAGGAGACGGCCGCCAACUUCAGACAUACCGCUGCGAACGACGCCCUCUACCUCUUCUUCAUCGGCCUUGGGAUGUUCCUUUGCACCUAUGCCUACAUGCUCAUAUGGGGAUGGACCGCGGAGGUCACGGCAAAGCGCAUUCGCGAGCGUUACCUUCGGGCCACCCUUCGACAGGAUGUCGCGUACUUCGACCACGUUGGCGCAGGAGAGGUCGCCACGCGCAUACAGACCGACACACAUCUCGUCCAGCAAGGCAUCUCCGAGAAAGUGGCCCUCUGUGCUACCUUCAUAUCUUCCUUCAUCACCGGUUUCGUGCUUGGGUAUGUGCGGAACGCUCGACUUGCUGGCGCGCUUACUGCGGUUCUGCCUUGCGUUGCGACGACCGGCUUUCUUAUGAACAAGAUGGUUUCUCGCUAUAUGCAACAGUCGCUCACCUUCGUCGCGGAAGGUGGUUCCUUCGCUGAGGAGGUCAUCUCAACGAUCCGUACCGCCCAAGCCUUCGGGACUCAGAAGACCCUCUCGCGUCUGUACGAUGUCUCUGUAGGGAAGGCAUUCAGCGUCGAUAGCAGGGCUGCGCUCUGGCAAGGCUGCAGCUUCGCCGUCUUCAUGUUCAUCAUGUAUUCAGCCUACGCACUCGCUUUCGACUUCGGGACGACAUUGAUCAACUCAGGUCACGCCGACGCUGGUCAAGUUAUCAACGUGAUCAUGGCUAUCCUCACCGGCUCAAUCUCCCUCGUUAUGCUGGCACCUGAAAUGCAAGCGAUCAACUACGGACGUGGCGCAGCCGCCAAGCUCUACGCUACCAUCGACCGUGUCCCUUCAAUCGAUUCGGCAAGCGAUGAAGGCCUCAAGCCCAAUAGCAUCAUCGGCGAGAUCGAGCUUCGUAACAUCGGCUUUUCGUACCCUGCUCGCCCAGACGUACCAAUCGUUCGUGACCUCAGCAUCAAGUUCGCCGCGGGCAAGACCGCCGCGCUCGUCGGCGCAUCCGGUUCGGGCAAGUCUACCGUGAUCUCCUUGGUUGAGCGCUUCUACGACCCGAUCCACGGAGAAGUGAAGCUUGAUGGGCGCGAUGUGAAGGAGCUAAACGUGCGCUGGUUGCGCGGUCAGAUCGGUCUCGUCUCGCAGGAGCCAACACUCUUCGCUACCACGAUCCGCGGCAACAUCGAACACGGCUUGAUCAACACCCCCUACGAACACGCCGGCCCGGAGAAGAAGAUGGAGCUUGUACGCGAGGCGGCGGUCAAGGCGAACGCUGACGGCUUCAUCUCUAAGCUUCCGCUUGGCUACGAGACGUUGGUCGGCGAGCGCGGGUUCCUUCUAUCCGGUGGCCAGAAACAACGCAUCGCCAUCGCUCGCGCUAUCGUUUCGGACCCGCGCAUUCUAUUGCUCGAUGAGGCUACGUCUGCCCUCGAUACACAGUCCGAGGGCAUCGUUCAGCACGCGCUCGACAAGGCCGCCGCCGGGCGUACUACGAUCACAAUUGCCCACCGCCUGUCAACAGUCAAGGGCGCUGAUUGCAUCUACGUCAUGGGCGGUGGCAGCGUACUCGAGGCCGGUCGCCACGACGAGCUUCUUCGGAACGCGGACGGACCAUAUGCGCGCCUCGUACAGGCGCAGCGCCUGCGGGAGGUAAAGGAGGCGGAAGCGGAUGAUCCGGACGAGGACGACAAGUCGGGUGUCAUAGGCGCUGUUGAUGGAAGGGAAGACUUUGAGAAGCAGGCGCAGGAGGAGAUACCUCUUGGUCGCUCUGACACCAAGCAGAGUCUCGCGUCGGAGAUCAUCAAGCAACAACAGGCUGCCGCGCAGAAGGGAGAGAAAGAGUUCGGUCUGGUCUACAUCCUCAAGCGUCUGGGCAUGAUCAAUGGCAAUCGUUGGAAGCACUACCUUCUGGGGGCCUUCUUCGCUAUGUGCACUGGGUCUGUCUACCCCAGCUUUGGCAUCGUCUUCUCUCAGGGUAUCACUGCAUUUGGCGAAACCGACAACCACGAGCGACGCCACGACGGAGAUCGCAACGCUCUAUGGUUCUUCGUCAUCUCCAUCCUCGCCUUCCUUGCUAUGUGCAGCCAGAACUACUUGUUCGCUUCUUCCGCCGCGUCUUUGACCCAGCGUCUGCGCUCUCUCGCGUUCAAGUCCGUGCUACGUCAAGACAUCGAGUACUUCGACCGCGAUGAGAACAGCACCGGCGCUCUCGUCUCGAAGAUGUCUGAUGGCCCUCAGAAAGUGAAUGGUCUCAUGGGCGUGACGCUCGGCACGAUCAUGCAAUCUAUCACCACCCUUGUCCUCGGCACCAUCCUCGGCAUCGUGUACGUCUGGAAGCUCGGACUCGUCGCCAUGGCAUGCGUUCCAUUCCUCAUGUCGACGGGGUACAUCCGUUUGCGCGUCGUCGUUCUCAAGGAUCAGCGCAACAAGAAGGUCCACGAAGAGAGCGCUCAGCUUGCGUGCGAAGCCGCCGGCGCUAUUCGCACGGUCGCGUCGCUCACUCGGGAGGAAGACUGUAUUCGCCAAUACUCCGAGUCGCUCGACGAACCUCUCAGGUACAGCAAUCGCACUAGCAUAUGGUCGUGCGCUCUUUAUGCUCUAUCCCAGGCGUCGUCUUUCUUCGUCAUCGCUCUCGUGUUCUGGUACGGUUCUCGUCUGGUCUCCUUUGGAGAGGCAAACACUAGCGACUUCUUCGUCGCAUUGAUGUCGACCGUCUUUGGCACCAUCCAAGCAGGCCACAUCUUCUCAUUCGUACCAGACAUAUCCUCGGCGAAGAGCGCCGCCACAGACCUCAUUCAUCUCUUCGACAACAUCCCCGAUGUCGAUGCCGAAAGCGACGAAGGCAGAACUCCUGAAGCUGUACAGGGCCACAUCCGCUUCGAGGACGUCCACUUCCGGUACCCCACGCGGCCCGGUGUGCGCGUUCUUCGCGGACUCGACCUCGAUAUCCGCCCAGGAACAUACGUGGCGCUCGUCGGCGCAUCAGGCUGCGGCAAGUCCACGGCCAUCCAGUUGAUCGAGCGCUUCUACGACCCACUAUCUGGGCGUGUUCUACUGGAUGGUCAACCGAUCGAGGAGCUCAACGUACAGAAGUACCGCCAGAACAUCGCGCUCGUCUCGCAAGAGCCUACGCUCUACUCGGGUACCAUCCGCUUCAACAUCCUUCUCGGGGCUUCUAAGCCACAAGACGACGUGACGCAGGAUGAAAUUGAAGCCGCUUGUCGCGAUGCGAACAUUCUCGAGUUCAUCCAGGGUCUGCCCAAGGGCUUCGAUACCGAGGUCGGCGGCAAGGGCAGUCAGCUCUCCGGAGGACAGAAGCAGCGCAUUGCGAUCGCCCGUGCGCUUCUGCGCAAUCCGAAGGUUCUGUUGCUUGAUGAAGCGACGUCGGCGCUCGAUUCCAACUCGGAGAAGGUUGUACAGGCCGCGCUCGAUCAUGCUGCUAAGGGGCGCACUACGAUCGCUAUUGCGCAUCGUUUGUCGACUAUCCAGAACGCCGAUUGCAUCUACUUCGUUAAGGAGGGCCGCGUGGCUGAGAAGGGUAUCCACGACGAGCUCAUCAACCGUAGAGGUGACUACUACGAAUACGUGCAACUCCAAGCGCUCUCCAAGGCUGGGUAA